AUGGAUUUGUAGUAUAUUGAUUUCUUUUCAUCUCCUUUUUCUUUUACAGUAGGCUAAUCUAGCAGAUAAACAAAAAAAGGGACUAUACAAGGAGCUAUUUUAUCAGCUUUUGUUUUUAUCUUCGCAAUAGGUUAUUUCUCAUACUUAUUCCACUAGUUUGUAAAUAAUUAAAUUGAACCAAAUUACAAAUCUCAAAGCUUCAUAACAGAAGAGAGGAUUGAUAUAGAUUUAAGUUCUGAUUUGCUUGGAUUCAGAUUCGAAUAUAAAACGAAUAAAGAUUUAUAAAUUUUAUAAGCAUCAUAGAAUUAAACAUAUUUGGUUUUUUAUGCCUACUUUUACUAUGUAAAUGGUACCUCUUUAACUUAAACAUAACUCAACAUCAUAUAAUGCACUAAUCCUUAAUUAGCUGGAUUUUAUUGUUUAGACUUUUCACCUGUUUAAAAUUACACUCUAACUUUAAGUACAAAAGAAAAUUUAUAAUCUUAAAUAUAUAUUUAUACUUAUGGUUGUCUUGACAUAGACUUUAAUAAAAAUUCUACUCCAAAUAACUGCGCAAAUUAAACAGAAAUCAAUAAAAUUGUUAAUGGCCUAGAAGCUGGUUUCAGAUUUAAACUAUUUACUUCUUAGUUUAAUACACAAACAAAGUAGAUUUAAGUUAAUUAUAGAAAUUAUUAUGCUUAUUCUUUAGGAAAAUACAUUACUUAUACAUCUUUAAAAGCAUAAAAGCAAAUUACUACUGUAAAGUAAGGAUUAUUUGUUUAAGAUUAAUCUAACUACUCAUCACCUAUUUCUUAUGAGAAAGAAAAUCAACUUUGGGAUAGGGAGUACACAAUAAACAAUAUUAAUUAGAGUGGCUAUGGUAUGUUUGAAUUAAUUAUGAAUGAGAUCGUAGAAUAAGUUGAAAUUCAAUACCCUACGAUUCCUUCAAUAUUGGCAUUAGUAAAUAGCACAAUAUCUCUUUUAAUGAUACUAGGAUAUAUCGGAAGAAGGUUUUCAGAAGGCAAAAUAAAAAAUGAUUUAUUUUUAAUGCUGUUAUAAAAUGUCUAUUAAGAAAAAUAUUUAUAAAUUUUAAAGUGCAACUAAUUAUUAGAAUAAAAUAUUGACUCUCGUUAAGAAUUAGCAUAAUAAUAGCAAUAAAAAUAAUCUUAGUAAUAAUAAAAUUAAGUAAAUUUAAUCUAAUCUAAAUUUAAAAAUGAUUAAUCAGGAGUGUUUUAAGAGUAACUUGAUGAAAGCUAAAGCUAAAAUAAAUAAAUUACACUUCGAAACAUUGAAUUUAGGAAUAAAUAAUUUCUUGAUUAAUAAAAUAAAUAAUAAGUAUAUAAACAAGAAAACAAGUAGCAGCAUAAAACACAAUAGCUAUCAUUAAGUCUUGAUUAAAAAAUUUCGAAAAAUAUUGAUUUUAGUGUUUAAAGCCCAAAUCAUUAAAUGAAAACUGCUUUUUUUAAAUAGCAAAUAAUUGAGGAUUAAUCUAAUUAUAAAUUAAUUAAGUCUUUGGCUGAAGAAAAAUAGACAAAAAAUAUAAUUAAAAAAGAAUUUUCCAAAAAAUUAAAAAUAUCAAAUACAAAUAUAAUGUUAAAUCAAAAUGGCAAGCAACAUUCAAAUAACUUUUAAUAGUUAAAAAAAUCAUUAAAUUAUGAAUUUUCAGAAAAAUUAUAAUCUAUUCUAUUUAAAUUUAGAUUUUUUUGUAAGAAAGAGUAUUUAUUAUCUAAAGGCUUAGAUUAUUAACAAAAAAAAAUAAUAGAAAAGCAGAUAUCAAAAGAUUUAAAUAUCUUCGAAUUCUACAAAGAUAUUUUAUUUUUGAAGAAGGCUGUAAUGAUUUUAUUAAGUAGUGAGCAAUUAGCAGUCAUGAAGAUUAUAGGUUGCUCUUCAAAUUUCUUAGAGCAACCUAAAACGUUAAUCAACAAGGAUAAUUAAUUAAAUAAUACAGGAUAAUUAAAUUACUUCUAAGAAUAAUAUAAAUAAUUUGAGUCUGAAAAUCUGUAAUUUGAAAAAAUUGAACAAUUUAUUAAGAGAUGUUAAUAAAAUAGUUCUUUAACUGAAAUAGAUCAAAGAUUAUUAUCAUCUAUUUGUAUCUGA
Messenger RNA from Tetrahymena thermophila SB210, 2076 nucleotides. RefSeq names its product AMP-binding enzyme family protein. The transcript has 4 exons. The record is from RefSeq and is a predicted model, not a curated record. NCBI's taxonomy places the organism in Eukaryota, Ciliophora, Oligohymenophorea, Hymenostomatida, Tetrahymenidae.